Molecule: messenger RNA, 4886 nt
Organism: Arabidopsis thaliana (thale cress)
Lineage: Eukaryota; Viridiplantae; Streptophyta; Magnoliopsida; Brassicales; Brassicaceae
Product: Disease resistance protein (TIR-NBS-LRR class) family
Exons: 6
Coding region: 79-2409 (776 amino acids)
Biological process (GO): signal transduction; defense response
Molecular function (GO): NAD+ nucleosidase activity, cyclic ADP-ribose generating; ADP binding
Source: RefSeq, marked reviewed
ACAGACUCACUACUUCUCCUCUAUUUCUCUUCUUAAAAGUCUUCGUUCCUUGUUUCCUCCUUCUAACUCUCUCUCUCUAUGGCUUCGUCAUCUUCUUCUCACAAUUGGUUAUAUGAUGUUUUCUUGAGCUUCAGAGGGGAAGACGUCCGCGUAACAUUCCGUAGCCACUUUCUCAAAGAGCUUGAUCGGAAACUAAUCACUGCUUUCAGAGACAAUGAGAUCGAGAGAAGCCACUCUCUCUGGCCCGAUCUUGAACAAGCCAUCAAGGAAUCCAGGAUCGCUGUGGUCGUUUUCUCAAAAAACUACGCUUCAUCGAGCUGGUGUCUUAACGAGUUGCUGGAGAUUGUAAACUGCAAUGAUAAAAUUGUCAUACCAGUUUUCUACCAUGUGGAUCCUUCCCAAGUGAGGCAUCAAAUCGGCGACUUCGGAAAGAUCUUUGAAAAUACUUGCAAGAGACAAACAGAUGAGGAAGUGAAAAAUCAAUGGAAGAAAGCGUUGACUCUUGUAGCGAAUAUGCUUGGAUUUGACUCUGCCAAAUGGAACGACGAAGCAAAAAUGAUUGAAGAAAUAGCCAAUGAUGUUUUGGGUAAACUGCUUUUAACUACACCCAAGGAUUCUGAGGAACUUGUUGGCAUCGAAGAUCACAUCGCUGAAAUGAGUUUACUGCUGCAACUGGAAUCUAAAGAAGUGAGAAUGGUUGGUAUAUCGGGUUCCUCAGGGAUUGGUAAGACUACCAUUGCAAGAGCUCUGUUUAAACGACUUUCUCGACAUUUCCAAGGUAGCACUUUCAUCGACAGGGCUUUUGUAUCUUAUAGUCGGAAUAUUUAUAGUGGCGCCAAUCCGGACGACCCCAAUAUGAAGUUGCAGCUACAAGGACACUUCCUAUCUGAAAUUCUCGGGAAAAAAGACAUAAAGAUAGAUGAUCCAGCUGCAUUGGAAGAGAGGCUAAAGCACCAAAAAGUUCUUAUCAUUAUUGAUGAUUUGGAUGAUAUAAUGGUACUAGAUACAUUAGUGGGUCAAACUCAAUGGUUUGGAUAUGGGAGCAGAAUCAUUGUGGUUACAAAUGAUAAGCACUUCUUGAUUGCUCAUGGAAUUGAUCAUAUUUAUGAAGUAAGUUUCCCAACUGAUGUGCAUGCUUGUCAGAUGUUAUGUCAAUCUGCAUUCAAGCAAAACUAUGCUCCUAAAGGUUUUGAGGAUCUUGUAGUUGAUGUAGUAAGACAUGCGGGCAAUUUUCCUUUGGGUCUUAAUCUUUUGGGUAAAUAUUUGCGGAGGAGGGAUAUGGAAUACUGGAUGGAUAUGCUGCCAAGGCUUGAGAAUAGUCUACGUAUAGACGGUAAAAUUGAAAAAAUACUAAGAAUCAGCUAUGAUGGGUUAGAGAGUGAAGAUCAAGAGAUAUUUCGUCAUAUCGCAUGUCUUUUCAAUCAUAUGGAAGUCACAACCAUCAAGUCCUUGCUGGCAGAUAGUGAUGUUAGUUUUGCACUAGAAAACCUAGCUGAUAAGUCCCUCAUUCAUGUCAGACAAGGUUAUGUGGUGAUGCACCGUUCGCUACAAGAAAUGGGUAGAAAAAUUGUUCGCAUUCAGUCCAUUGACAAACCUGGAGAACGAGAAUUUCUGGUGGAUCCAAAUGAUAUACAUGAUAUACUCAAUGCAUGCACUGGUACUCAAAAGGUUUUAGGUAUAUCACUGGAUAUAAGGAAUAUUCGUGAGUUGGAUGUACAUGAGAGGGCCUUCAAAGGGAUGUCUAAUCUCCGUUUCUUAGAAAUUAAGAACUUUGGUUUGAAAGAAGACGGUUUGCAUUUACCUCCAAGUUUCGACUAUUUGCCCCGUACACUCAAACUAUUGUGCUGGUCCAAAUUUCCAAUGAGGUGUAUGCCUUUUGGUUUUCGUCCUGAAAACCUUGUCAAGCUCGAAAUGCAGUACAGCAAGCUACAUAAGCUAUGGGAAGGAGUUGCGCCACUUACAUGUCUAAAGGAAAUGGAUCUGCACGGAUCAUCAAACCUGAAAGUAAUUCCAGAUCUUUCUGAAGCUACUAAUCUCGAGAUACUUAAUCUUAAGUUUUGCGAGAGUUUGGUCGAGCUCCCGUCCUCUAUACGAAAUCUCAAUAAACUGUUGAACUUGGACAUGCUAAACUGCAAAAGUCUGAAAAUUCUUCCUACCGGAUUCAACCUCAAAUCUCUUGACCGCCUCAAUCUCUAUCAUUGCUCAAAGUUGAAGACUUUUCCCAAAUUCUCAACCAACAUCUCAGUUCUCAAUCUAAAUCUAACAAACAUUGAAGAUUUCCCUUCUAAUUUACAUCUCGAGAAUCUUGUUGAGUUUAGAAUAUCAAAAGAAGAGAGUGAUGAGAAACAAUGGGAAGAAGAGAAGGUAAGUAGUUCUACACUUAACAUUAUCUCCAAACUCUUUCCCUAACACUUUUAUAAAAGUAAAAAAAAAUCAUUGUCGUUGACUCGUGUGAAAACUUAAAAAACACUAAUUUUUAUAUAUUUAUGAAUAAUUUAAUUUGAUUGGAAAGUAAAUUUUGGUUACAAAGAAUGAAGAAGAAAAUAUCUGAUUUUAAAAAAAAAUAAAUAAAAAGUAAAAAACAGAUAAAAAUGGAAAGAAAAUAAGAAAUUAAAGAUGAUAUCAAUUGGGUUUUUUCCUUUGUCGUGAUAUCAUUAAAACGUAAAAGAAAAUUAUACAUGGGAUUUUCUUAAUUUAUUAUUUUUAGCUAUUUUCUAAUGACAUAUAUUAUGUAAUUAAAAAAUAAUCGGUUUUAAUAAAGAGUAGAUGUGAUCGUGAAUGGAAAGUUCCAAACAAUCUAUUAAUACCGAUGAGAUUUACCCAUAAUACAUUAGUACUGUUAUUCUUUUCGUUUUUAAAGAUUUAUUUUCUAAAAUUUAACUUUAAAAGUAAUUUGCCACUGAAAACCCGUAAAACUUGUUAUUUGGUUCAGCCGCUUACGCCCUUCCUGGCGAUGAUGUUGUCUCCCACUUUGACGAGCUUGCAUCUCGAGAAUCUCCCAAGUUUGGUGGAGCUUACUUCCUCAUUUCAGAAUCUCAAUCAACUGAAGGACUUGAUCAUAAUAAACUGCAUAAAUCUGGAGACUCUGCCCACCGGAAUCAACCUCCAAUCUCUUGAUUACCUUUGUUUCAGUGGAUGCUCACAGUUGAGGAGCUUUCCUGAAAUCUCAACCAACAUCUCAGUGCUCUAUCUAGACGAAACAGCGAUUGAAGAGGUUCCUUGGUGGAUCGAGAAAUUCUCUAACCUCACUGAGCUAAGCAUGAACAGUUGCAGCAGGCUAAAAUGUGUGUUCCUACACAUGUCUAAACUGAAACAUCUUAAGGAAGCUUUGUUUCGAAAUUGUGGUACAUUGACCAGAGUUGAAUUGAGUGGAUAUCCAAGUGGGAUGGAGGUGAUGAAAGCAGACAAUAUUGACACAGCCUCCUCUUCUCUUCCUAAAGUCGUACUCAGUUUCUUGGACUGCUUCAACUUGGAUCCAGAAACUGUCCUUCAUCACCAAGAAUCAAUUAUUUUCAACUACAUGUUAUUUACAGGGAAAGAAGAAGUGCCAUCAUAUUUCACUUACCGUACUACUGGAAGCUCCUCUCUGACCAUUCCUAUACUUCACGUCCAUCUCUCCCAACCAUUCUUCAGAUUUAGGAUUGGCGCAUUGGUAACUAAUAAGGAGGAGCCAGUAGAGCUCGAGGUAAAAUGUGAGUUCAAAGACAGAUUUGGGAACAACUUUGAUUAUGACAUUUAUUUCGAAGUUAAUAAAGAUAGAUAUUAUGGGGAGGAUUGCUAUAAUAUAGCUAUAUUGGACUGUCGUAUCCCUCUAAACGAAGAUAAUGCUGCUCUAGCUCAACGGAACUACUACGAUCAUGUGGAUAUAAAGAUUGAGCAAUUAGACAAAAGAUAUAGUGAUAUUGAACAAUGGGGUAUACGACUCUUAGAGGACUGUUCAUCAGCGGAGACUCGACUUGAUAAUUAUUCAAACAGUACUCUUCCACAUGUUUCUGAAGCCGAAGAAGGUAAUAAAGGGUAUACACCUCUUCAAGGACUUGUUAAUGAGAUUGAACACAGUGAAGAGCCUGGAGAUAUCAAUGUAGAAACUGAGAGAAGCACGAAGCGCAUGCGGCUAUAUCACUUCAUAUAAGUAAUAUUAGGGUGUCUACGUCCAAACUAAACGGAUGGGGUAAAUACGACACUUAGAGGACUGUCAUCAGCGAAGAACCGACAUGGUAAUCCAAACACUAUGCAGCAUGUUUGUGAAGCUGAUGAAGGCAGUGAUGGAUGCCAUUAAACUGAUCAGAGCGAAGAGCGAGGAGACAGUGAUGAAUAGUGAUAUAGGUAGGGAGAGUGAUCACUUUGAAGAGUGCGAAUAUAGUGAUAUAAGCAAUGAGAGUGAUUAGAGUGAAGAGCAUGGGGAUAGUGACGAUGAUGGUAUAAGCAAUGAGACCAAUCUGUUGGAAGAGUGUGGAAACAGUGAUUAGGCAAUGAGCUUGAUCAGAAUGAAGACAGUUGAGAUAGAGAGAACCAAUACACAAUACAAGAUUACGUGAAAAAGAAAUGAAUCUUUGAGAUACUUUUAUGGUGAUGGAAUGAGUAGUUUUGCUGUCGGUUCUAUGGAACAACAAGGAGAGCCCAAGAUUCUUCAUUGUCUUCAGGGCAGAUGAAGAUGUUGCUGUUCAUGUGAAUGUUUUAAAAUGUUUUGUUUCUGUUCUUAGGUUGCACGUUUUUGAUAAGCUUAUUUCAUUACUAUAACGAUUCCUUUAAUUUGCUGUCUAGCACAAAGUUUUACAGUGAACCCGAAUUGAGUUUGUGAUUUAUAAUAGUUCUCUUUUUUUAUGAAUAGUUGAAAAGUGUUAUGUAUAGCAUACACCUAUUAUGGAGAGAAAUCGAACGACUGA